CUGUUGGAGCGAGAGCAACAAAGAGCGCGUGUUGUAAAUGUUCACCGGUGGUCCGAGUGUCUCGGUGGUCGAAUGAUGCACGGUGCGAGUUGAACUACACGUUUGUCUUUCAGUCCCUAAGACCAAACGUCGCUAACGGGAGUAUCUCGAGCUGUCAGACAUGGCUAUCGCACACGUCGCCACCGAAUACGUUUUCUCCGACUUCCUGCUCAAAGAGUCACCUGAAGCCGCGCGCUACAAAGGAGUCCGACUGGAGCUCGCGCUGGAUAAGAUGGUGACGUGUAUCGCAGUGGGACUGCCGCUCGUGCUCAUCUCGCUCGCCUUCGCGCAGGAGGUGUCUGUCGGUGCACAGAUCAGCUGUUUCUCUCCGUCCAACUUCUCGUGGCGUCAGGCUGCAUAUGUGGACGCCUACUGCUGGGCUGCCAUCCACAAACAGCACCUUAUGGACGGACCUGAGAGAGGACUACCCCUGUGGCUACACAAGUUCUUCCCCUACAUCCUGCUGCUGGUGGCGGUGUGUGUGUACAUUCCGGCGUUGUUUUGGCAUCUGGCUGUGGCUCCGCCCCUCUACUCUGACAUCACUUUCAUCCUGCAAGAAUUUGACCAAUCAUACAACAGGGCCAUCAACCUGGCUACCCGAUUGGCCAGCUCACAGUCUGACACUCAUGGGUCGGUUCUAGAUCUGACGGACAGCUGGUUUAAGUACCCUCUGGUGGAACAGUACCUGCUCACUAAACGCGGUUCUCGAGGUCUGCUGCUGCGCUACGUUCUCUGCCGCGUUCUCACGCUGAUCGUUCUACUGAUGGCCGUCCUCUACCUCAGCUAUUACAUACGACUGUCCUCACAGACAGACGAGUUCUCCUGUAGCAUCCGUACGGGAAUUCUGCGCAACUCUUCUGAUGUUCCGGCGGCGUUCCCGUGUAAGCUGGUUGCCGUGGGGAUCUUCCAGCUGCUGAGCGUGAUCAACGUGUGUGUGUACGGCGUGCUGAUGCCCGUGUGUGUGUACGCCACGCUGGUGCCGCUGCGCCAGAGCAGCCACUUCCUGUCGCCCUUCCAGCUGCUGCCCACGCUAGAGGUCAUGACCUUCGACCCCGCCUGGGACGACCUCAGCCUCUUCCUGCUGCUGCUGGAGGCCAACAUCGACCAGCUCAAGAGCUACAAGUGCCUCAAGGUGCUGGAGAGGUUGAAGAGGCGGAACGAACAGUGUGAUGUCAUGCUGGUGCUCCAGAACUUGGGACAGGUGAAGAGUGACAUCACUGAUGGCAAACGUCCAGCUGCCAUGGAAACCUCUAGCCCCGUCCACAACAGCACAGAGAUGAAAGAACUCUCUCCUUUGUUGACGGCUGAUUCUGUGCGUCAGCGGUCCAUCUGAUGCUGUUUCCAUAGCGACAGCAAACCACCUGCCGCCGUUUCCAUAGCAAUGAACUCCGCUGCCUUAUUUGGUUGAAUUGGGAAAUGAACCACUGAACUCCUCUGAGUGUUUGACUACAGGUGGAGUUAGCCUUUGUGUAUGUGUAUGUGUGUGUGUGUGAGACUACAGGUGGAGUAAGCCUGUGUGUGUGUGUGUGUGUGUGUGUGCGUGCGUGCGUGCGUGCGUGCGUGCGUGCGUGCGUGCGUGCGUGCGUGCGUGCGUGCGCUGAACUCCUCUACAGGAGUUGAUGCCUAUGUGGUGUGCUGGGGUCAUUGGUGUAAAAUGUGUGUGUGAUUUGUUGAAUCAAUUUGUUAAUACAGAGUGUGUGUGUGUGUGCGAGAGAGAGAUUCUGUAGCUCUGUGUCUUAAAUAAAGAUGUUGUUGAGUUUUA
Molecule: messenger RNA, 1801 nt
Organism: Sardina pilchardus (European sardine)
Lineage: Eukaryota; Metazoa; Chordata; Actinopteri; Clupeiformes; Clupeidae
Product: pannexin-1-like
Exons: 7
Coding region: 161-1372 (403 amino acids)
Biological process (GO): monoatomic cation transport; positive regulation of interleukin-1 production; cell-cell signaling
Cellular component (GO): plasma membrane
Molecular function (GO): wide pore channel activity
Source: RefSeq, a predicted model, not a curated record